Pangasianodon hypophthalmus (striped catfish) is the source of this 1492-nucleotide messenger RNA. RefSeq names its product SWIM-type zinc finger 7 associated protein 1 (gene swsap1). The coding region runs from base 233 to 1075 and encodes 280 amino acids. Gene Ontology annotation, cellular component: Shu complex. Lineage: Eukaryota; Metazoa; Chordata; Actinopteri; Siluriformes; Pangasiidae. Gene Ontology annotation, molecular function: single-stranded DNA binding. The record is from RefSeq and is a predicted model, not a curated record. The transcript has 2 exons. Gene Ontology annotation, biological process: double-strand break repair via homologous recombination.
GAAAAGCGGCGACACACCGCAGUGCAUUGACACAUUGACUAUCCAAUCGAAAUAAAGAGAGUCCUUUUAACUGUCCAAUCACAGUGAGGUGGGCGGUGCCCUCUCAGUUCGCGGGGGAAACAAGUACCAAACUUAGCCUGCUAUAGCGUCAGGUUGUACCUUUCUGAAAACUGGCACACUGGCUUAUUAUCUCCUGUGGUCACAAUAACCUAUAUAUAUUUGUGAAGUAAGCAUGGUUGACAUAUUGAGUGUCGUUUUCCGACGGUUUGGUUCACAGCUACACGCAUCAGGUGAUAUAAAACUCUCUUCUCACCCGGAGAGCAGCACUUUGGUGCUUGGGGAUGAAAACAUCAACAGGUCGCUGUUACUCCUGACAGCUAUAACAGCAGCUUCAGAAAUGGGAUACAAAGUGCUGUUUUUCACACCAAAUCAAAUUCAGAGCCUUCCAGUGACUGUGCAGGAUUCAUCCGUAUCUCUGAAGCCUGACAGUCUGAAGAAAAUCAGGUUCGUGUAUCCCAAGACAUUGGAGGAGCUGCUGGAGGACGUGGCGUCCCUUCAUGAGCUGGUGCCUGAGACUGCACCGCUUCCUUCCUUGUUAAUUGUAGAUGGAGUGGAGCGGUAUGUGCGUGUUCAGGACAGGCCACAGCAAGAUUCUCAGAGCACAGCUGCUCACAUCGUAGCCCUCCUGCACGACACGGCUGCCUUCCUCAAGGCCAGAAGUGAGAAAAGCCAACAACCUCCAUGCAGGGUCAUUGUCUCUUAUCAGCCUGAGUGGGAAGGACGAGGAGGUGACAUGUUUGCCCCGGAUUCCAUCCUCUUAGUCCUGGAGCGCUAUCUGCAGGUGAGGUGCAACUUACACAAAGUGAUAAAUAGCGGAGAAGCGCAGAACGAGUGGCUGCUGUAUCUCUCGGGUCCAGGACUGCAAGUUGAUGGGUAUGGUAAUGGAGAGAAAUGUCUGGGAUUGCAGUGGCGUGUGGUCAUGCAGCCUAAUGGGGCACUGGAGUUCAGGCCAGAAAGUGCACAAAAAGAGGAGACCUUACAGGUACAACAUUCUGAUUGUGGAAAUGAAGCAUGAAUAGUCACAGAGUUUAUUGGACUUUAUUUUAAUAAAUAUACUUGAAGAAAAAAGACUUCUGUGCUGCACACUCAGACACAAUGUAACAAACAAAUCCUUGUAAAUUGUAAAAAUAAAAUGUACAUUUUCAUGGUUUUACAAUGAACCAUCCUCUUGUGCUGAGAUAAAGUUUUCAGUCAGUUAGGAUUCAACUGGUUGUCCAGAAAACACAGGCUACAGCUGGGAGAUAUGAUGAUGUGAUAAGUUGUCACAAUGUGCUUUUCUGAGAUAUUGUGGAUAACAUGAUAUCUUUUUAUGCAUGUAUAUAUUUUUUAAGUCAUUUUUGUUACAGACUGGCUGGAAGCAGAGGAUGGUUUGUUCAAAUUCUGUACUUAAUCUUUAAAGUUGUAAAUUGUUAAAUAAAGAUAAUAAUACUUG